CAUAAUAAACAUCGAUAUUGCCCGCCUUUUAUGUCACGAAUUUCCUGUGAAGACCGCCAAUCUACUUCCUUAUAAAUAUCAUACCCAGCAUACUUUAUAUUUUGACAUAAAAGUGCUAGGAUUCCCACCUAUCGAAUGGUAGGAUCACUUUCCAGAUCUGAGAUACAAGAAAAGUUGUUCGACAUCUGAAAUUGGAAAGCGUCUUAUAAUUGGAAUCUAGAGAAAGGAUCCCGUAUUCGUUACAAUCUAAAGUCUUCAACUCUGAAGCAAAUGCAUUGCUUUUAGCUAUCACCUGCUCUUUAACGCGUGGAGUAAAAAUUGCCGACAUUAUCUAUAGGGCAUUCAGUCAAUAUCUCAACACAUCUUUCUUUACUGGUAUCAACAAGAUUUGUAGUAUUUUUCCCAUCAAACCUUCGUGUACGAACAUCAAUCUAGAUUUGUCAAAGUAUUAGGUUUAGGCAAGCAUUAAUUAAAGAAGUUUUAUCUUCUUUGAGUUUAAGAUUCGUUUUUCACAGAGAAUGUCCGAAUCCAGGCAUUUGAGUGGGGUACAGAUUUGGCUUAUGGUUGCGUGCCUUAUGGUUGUUGUUGAAUACUCGACAUGCGGUCUCCUCAAUCAAAUGGACAUCAUCAGAUACAGGAAUGCAGACAAAAAGAGUGGUUUAAACUGUAGACAGUGUUCAGUAAACAAGGAAUAUCUCAUCUCGCACAUGGAUACUUGCAAAAAUAUCUGUACUCGGCCUUUAGGUAAGAGAGGAUUCGAAUCUGAAGAAGUACAGGAUAUCAACAAUGAGAAUAACCCAUCUGUUCUGUCAAAGAAAUGUGUGAUUGAUCCCCUAUAUUAUGCUCUAUCUGAGGAAGGCAGGGAACAAGUAAUGCAGGUCUUGACGGAAUGGCUCUGAUGGGAAAACUAUCAAAAAGUUACAAAAUUUACAUCUUUUCCAAUAUGUCUGUGAAAUUUGUAGUCAAAUAUUAUUAGAAUGAUACUUUAUGUAAAUGUUCUAUUGAAAAAAAGAACCAUUAUCAGUACUCUAUAGAUGAAUUUUAGGAGAAGUCUAAACUGUUCUCACUGUAUAUACGCGAGAAUUGAUAGUGGGAUAUAUCCUUUAAUAACUUGGGCACAAUCAUACCUCAUAAUGAUGACUGAAAGAAAUAACUCUCGUUGACUUU
Molecule: messenger RNA, 1167 nt
Organism: Lytechinus variegatus (green sea urchin)
Lineage: Eukaryota; Metazoa; Echinodermata; Echinoidea; Temnopleuroida; Toxopneustidae
Exons: 5
Coding region: 519-899 (126 amino acids)
Source: RefSeq, a predicted model, not a curated record